CCCGAAGCGCUGCAGGAACCGCUGCUGCCCCAAUCCUCCAAAGCAUUGGACUACCGUGGACACGGCCCGGAUAGGACUGGAUACGGCGAACAUUUACGCUUCGGAGACCAGAGACAGAGGAAGGGAGGAAAGCUCGCGGGACUAGCCGGGCAGCGCAUCAUCCUCUCCGGCGUAGGACUGGCUGUCGAGUCGCAUGGAGAAGAGGUAUGAAGAGCUGGUGCACUAUUCGGGGUCGGAGGGCAUGUCGGUGGCGGGGUACGGCGACGCUGUGAGGCCGGUUCCUCCCCCACAGUACGGAUCCGCCAUCCCUGACUCCCUCAAACACCACAGAGACCAGAUCUAUGGUCACCCGCUGUUCCCAUUGCUGGCCUUAGUGUUUGAGAAGUGUGAGCUUGCCACCUGCUCCCCUCGAGACUCCGCCUCCCUCUCAGGCACCUCCCACCUCCCUGGCAUGACCAAUCACAGCGAUGUCUGCUCCUCCGACUCCUUCAACGAUGACAUCGCCGCAUUUGCCAAACAGAUUCGCUCUGAGAAGCCAAUAUUCUCCUCCAAUCCUGAGCUGGACAACUUGAUGAUCCAGGCCAUACAGGUUCUUCGCUUUCAUCUGCUGGAGCUCGAGAAGGUGCAUGACCUGUGCGAUAACUUCUGCCAUCGCUACAUCACCUGUCUGAAGGGCAAAAUGCCCACAGACCUGGUCCUGGAUGAACGGGAGGGCGGGUCCAAGUCAGAUAUGGAGGAUUUCACUGGCUCCUGCACCAGCCUGUCAGAACAGAAUGCAUCAUGGUUACGUGAGCCAGAUGAAUGUGCCACUACUCCUCUGGGAACACCAGGCACCUGUGGCCUACCUUCACACAGCACAGCAGACAACUGCAGUGACACAGGCGAUGGUCUGGAUGGAGGUGUGGCCUCCCCCAGUACAGGCGAGGAGGACGAGACAGACAGAGAAAGGAGGAACAACAAGAAAAGAGGGAUCUUCCCCAAAGUGGCCACCAACAUCAUGAGAGCAUGGCUCUUCCAGCACCUAGCGCACCCGUACCCGUCGGAGGAGCAGAAGAAGCAGCUGUCACAGGACACAGGACUGACCAUCUUACAGGUCAACAACUGGUUCAUCAACGCCAGGAGGAGAAUAGUUCAGCCCAUGAUUGACCAGUCCAAUCGCUCAGGUCAAGGCGGGCCCUACAGCCCAGAGGGAGCAGCUCUAGGAGGCUACGGGCUCGAUGGACAGGCCCACCUCGGGCUCAGAGCCGCAGGUCUCCAGGGCAUGUCUUCUCUGCCAGGCGAAUACCCCAGCGCUCUGCUGUCCCAGCCAGGCUACGCCCCGCACCCGGGACCCUCUCUGCACCCCUACCCAGGCCCACACCCGCACCCUGCCAUGCUGCUCCACCCCCCGCCGCACACACACCCCGCAGAGCCACUGCUAGCGCAGGGACUGGACAUACAUGCACACUAGCUGCCGGAGGAAGGGGGGCGGGUGUGUGUGUGUGUGCGUGCAUGUGUCUGUGUGUGUGCGUGUUUGCGUGUGUGCGUGCGUGCCUGUGUGUGUGUGUGUGUGUGUGUGUGUGCAUGCCUGUGUAUGUGUAAUGACGCAUACAGUACACUAUUUAGAAGAAAAAGACACAUUGCUCUGAAAGUUUACAUUCCCCCUGAAAGACACUGACCUCAAUGUAGCUGCUCACAUUCUCCACUUCCUCACACACACACACACACACACACACACACACUAACACAGACACAGCCGGAACCUGUAGGUUUAAGCCAUACUGUUUUCAGAGUAGAAGUGCUUCCUCCUUCCCAAACCCUCCACUGUGUCCUUGUGGGCAAGACACACGCUUUAAACUACGCUUCCCAUCAUGCCUGCUGAUCCACGAGAGCAAAAUGGACAAGCCGAUGGGCAGACGCAGACACCAGUCUGCCGGUCCCACCGCCCACCCCCGCGCUGUUUGAUCAGAUGUGACCGAAGACUUCACCACAGCCCAGGGAUGUUUUAUUGGAUGGAACUUGAGCUUCUGACCACGCCUUCUUCACUGCUCCCUGUCUUCCUGCACGCAUGACUGUCAAAGAUACACACACACACACAUACACUCACAUACACACUUUAUUUAAAGCUGAUUUGAGUUUUUUCUUAAUCUAUUUUUCUAUUUAUGCUUGCCACUUCGGGCAGACGCGGCUUCACGUGAGCUUGUUUUGAAUAUUAGUGCUCUUCCUCAGCAUGUGAAGCUACUGUAAACACGAUGAAUGACUCCCAGUCUGCCUCGCUCUCGUACCACUUACCUCCUGAAGAUGCCAAGAGGUCACCUUUGCAUCUUUUGUACACACACACACCACCACACCACCACAUGCACACGUCAACACACACGGUCGAUGCAAAGCCAUGUAAACAAACACACACACACAUACACAGACACGCAUACCCACAUGCACACACACACACACACACACACACACACAAACCUCUGCAAGCAUUUGUAAUAUGUUUUUGUCUGUCGCCGGGGUGCGAGGGGAGCUGCAGCCAAAGGACUCUUCUAAACAUUCUGCUCCCUCUCCGCUCUGUAUCCUGUCCUCUGUACUGGUCAGACUGCAGAAAAUUUCUGAAUGAC
This is a messenger RNA of Myripristis murdjan (pinecone soldierfish), 2597 nucleotides long. RefSeq names its product myeloid ecotropic viral integration site 3 (gene meis3). The transcript has 13 exons. NCBI's taxonomy places the organism in Eukaryota, Metazoa, Chordata, Actinopteri, Holocentriformes, Holocentridae. The coding region runs from base 194 to 1450 and encodes 418 amino acids. Gene Ontology annotation, molecular function: DNA binding. Gene Ontology annotation, biological process: regulation of DNA-templated transcription. The record is from RefSeq and is a predicted model, not a curated record.